Molecule: messenger RNA, 321 nt
Organism: Paramuricea clavata
Lineage: Eukaryota; Metazoa; Cnidaria; Anthozoa; Malacalcyonacea; Plexauridae
Source: the annotation of a GenBank genome assembly
AUGGCUGAAUGCAACCUAAACUGUUCGUCUGUUGCUGAAUGCAAAAAAUGUUUGCAAGCCAGACGAAUAUUUGAAGGGGAAAGUUGUCCGCUUUCCUACAACGAAGAUGAUGAUUGGUUUAAUGAUGAAGACGAAGAAUUUUCAUUUGACGAAUCCAAUGAAUGGUUUGAGAAGGCGUUUGUUGCCGGUAUGAAAGAAUGCGAAGAAAUGCAAACCGGCUACCGAUAUGCGAAGCAAAGACAAUUGGAUGAGGCGUUUCAGAAAUUACAAGACGCUGUAGAAGAAUGUUUGGAUAAAGAAAACCACAAACAAGAAAAAUGA